This is a messenger RNA of Oncorhynchus gorbuscha (pink salmon), 856 nucleotides long. It is a transcript of the gene ndufb9, whose product is annotated as NADH:ubiquinone oxidoreductase subunit B9. Bases 73 to 600 code for a protein of 175 amino acids. The record is from RefSeq and is a predicted model, not a curated record. The transcript has 4 exons. Gene Ontology annotation, biological process: mitochondrial electron transport, NADH to ubiquinone. Lineage: Eukaryota; Metazoa; Chordata; Actinopteri; Salmoniformes; Salmonidae.
GUAAUGCCAAAUCGCAGACAUCCAAUGUCCCACAAUCCUCAUCGCCGCCGAAGGUGACAGGGGACAGAAAAAAUGGCAACUGCGUACCUUACUCACCACCAAAAAGUCUUGAGGCUGUACAAAAAAUCCUUGAGGCACCUUGAAUCAUGGUGUAUUUUUAGGGAUAAAUACCGCUUUUACGCGUGUAUGAUGAGGGCACGCUUCGACGAGGCCAAGGAUGAGAAGGACAUGGUCAAAGCCACUAUGAUGCUGAAGGCAGGAGAGGAGGAAUUCUGGUCUAACCAACACCCCCAGCCUUACCUAUUCCCUGACUCUCCCGGAGGAACUUCCUAUGAAAGAUAUGAAAUGUACAAGGUCCCCGAAUGGUGUCUAGAUCACUGGCAUCCGUCAGAGAAGGCCAUGUAUCCUGACUACUUUGCCAAGAGGGAGCAGUGGAAGAAGCUGCGAGAACAGAGCUGGGCAGGAGAGGUUCAGCAGCUGCAGGAAGAGACCCCUGCCAUUGGGCCCAAGACAGAGGCCCUGCCCCCGGCCCGCAAGGACGGUGACCUCCCCCCUCUGUGGUGGCAGUACGUCACCCGCCCCAGGGAGCGCCCCGUCUAAGAGCCCCCGGAUGACACUACCUGGUGAUAACUCCAUAGUGGCACAUGGCAGCUCACCACGGUACCUACUACCACAACAGCAUGCAGAUUCACCUCCUGGUGAAUUACUAUCCAUCUGUGAAGAUAAUUAUAUAAUGGAGUCGUUUUGGAAGAUGUUGCAGUAUGUUUUGUCAAAAGAUAUUCCACCCUGCCUGAAUGACUUUCAAAUGUACUUUUCCUGUACAAGGACAUCUGUUUAAAUAAAUAUGAGUAUCAUU